Messenger RNA from Trypanosoma cruzi, 351 nucleotides. RefSeq lists its product as uncharacterized. The transcript has a single exon. The record is from RefSeq and is a predicted model, not a curated record. The coding region runs from base 1 to 351 and encodes 116 amino acids. NCBI's taxonomy places the organism in Eukaryota, Euglenozoa, Kinetoplastea, Trypanosomatida, Trypanosomatidae.
AUGUCCCGGGGGAAUGCCACGAGCAGCGCCCUUCAGCAGCAGGCAAAGACAGAACGUAUCGUUCGACUUGAGGUGCAGCGCCGGCACGCAAAGGGAACACUACGCGUUAUUGAUGCCAUGAUUCGUGAUGUGGACGACCAGCUGCUUUAUGUUGCUCAGUUCAAGAAGGAGUGGCUGCAGCACCGCAAGGAACUGGAGGCGGCACGGCAGGAGCUUUUAGCUGAGGAACUUACAAGGAGGCAGCAGUUUGAGAAGCAUUGUUUGCAUACACUGCAUCAGCUCGCGUGUGGGAAAAAUACGACUUUGAGGGCAAAAAUUCUGCAACAAAACGGGGGAGUGACGGACUCAUGA